Molecule: messenger RNA, 348 nt
Organism: Microthlaspi erraticum
Lineage: Eukaryota; Viridiplantae; Streptophyta; Magnoliopsida; Brassicales; Brassicaceae
Source: the annotation of a GenBank genome assembly
AUGCCUUGCCUUAACAUCUCAACCAACGUGAGCCUCGACGGCGUCGAUACCUCUUCCAUUCUCUCGGAAGCAACCUCCACCGUCGCCCAAAUCAUCGGCAAGCCUGAGAACUAUGUGAUGAUUGUGUUGAAAGGCUCAGUGCCUAUAGCAUUUGGUGGGACGGAGGAGCCUGCGGCUUACGGUGAGUUGGUCUCUAUCGGAGGCCUUAAUCCGGAUGUUAACAAGAAGCUAAGCGCUGCUGUUUCCGCCGUUCUUGAGGCUAAGCUAUCAGUGCCCAAGUCUCGGUUCUUCCUCAAGUUCUAUGACACCAAGGGAUCCUUCUUUGGAUGGAACGGGGCGACUUUCUAG